CGCGCGGCUUCGGCCCCGCCCCCAGCCCGUGCUCCUGGGUGCCAGGUCCCGGGUUCCCAGAGAGGUGAGUCGGCGGUAGGUGAGUGCCAAGUGCUGGCCUGCUCGGUUUAGUGGUGUCGCAGACGCCAGCCCGAGUUCGCACGCCGCUGUGUAGUUGAGCUGCGCGCCGGACUGCCGCAGCUUUGCCAGGCACAGGGCCAGCUGGGCCGCGUAGCCGGAGCCGGGACGCCUGGAGGCCAGAGCUGCUGGGCCUGCGACGCCUCGGGAGCGAGCAGUCACCGCGCCUGCAUCAGCCUCGCUCGAGGGCAGAAGGCUCACCGCUAACUCACAUCCCCAGGCUUGUGCUGUGGUCUUCCUUGGCUCUAUCCUCUAGCUCUCAUCUAUAUGCUCGAGGUCGGUUUCAGCCAGGAUGCGGGAGAGUUAGUGCAAGCUACCUGUAAGACAGCUUGAACUUUUCCCAGGGAUUCUGUCUGUCAGCCCGUUAGAUCGUAUUGCCCAUUUCGUCUGAGACCUGUGUGCUUAUUACUGAAACCAAAGAAGUAUUUUCCCCGGUGUCCCUUUAGGACGUUAUAACUUUUCCUUCGAUAGUUCAAAAAAUUCGUCGAGGGAAAGACAAACUCUUCCCACUGCCAGGGACUGCUUUGUCUUCAGAGUUUGGGGUAAAGGCUAGCAAAUGAGAAGGCCCUAUUUCUGCAUCCUGUCCUCCCUAGCACCCUCAGAGGAGCUUCGGUUUCCAGCAUCUUUCUAGCAUUCAGAGAGACUUCUCCAGAGUCAUGAUCCCAGAGGCUUGACCCGGUUACUAGGAGAGAGAAGUUGUCUCCUGAUCCCCAAAAUGGCGGCUAAAAUGGAGAUAACUUUGAGUUCCCACACAGAAGCUUCCUCCAAGCAAGAGAGACACAUAAUAACAAAACUGGAAGAGAAACGGGGGCCUACUCUGCCAAAAAACUGCCCCGAUCCUGAGCUUUCCCGCCAGAACUUCAGACGGUUUUGUUACCAAGAGGUGUCUAGUCCCCAAGAGGCACUCUCCAGGCUCCAACAGCUCUGCCAUCAGUGGCUGCAGCCUCAGCUACACACCAAGGAGCAGAUUUUGGACCUUCUGGUGAUGGAGCAGUUCCUGACCAUCCUGCCCCCCGAGAUCCAGGCGCGGGUCAGGCAUCGAUGUCCAGUGAGCAGCAAGGAGAUUGUGACCCUGGUGGAAGAGUUUCACAGAUCAUCCAAGAAACCAAAGCAGUGGGUGGCCGUUUGUAUGCAGGGGCAGAAGGUGCUCUUGGAGAAAACUGGAUCCCAGCUUGGAGAACAGGAACUGCCAGACUUUCAACUGCAAACUCCUAGGCGAGAUCUCAGGGAGAGCUCCGUGGAGGAGCCUUCCCAGGCAGGAUCUCAUGACCAGCUGAGCCCCCAUCAUUGGGAGAAAUCCCCGCUACUCCAGGAACCAACCCCCAAAUUAGCUGGGACAGAGGCCCCCAGAAUGAAAAAUGACAACAAGGAAAAUCCACAACAGGAAGGGGCUAAAGGAGCAAAGCCAUGUUCUGUGUCAGCUGGCAGAGCCAAAGGGAAUGGUCUGCAGAGUCCUGAACCGAGAGGGGCAAAUACAAGUGAAACUCGGUUGUCACGGAGGCAGGUCAGCCCCCCAAAUGCUCAAAAGCCAUUUGCUCACUACCAGAGACAUUGCAGGGAACUAGAAUACAUCAGCAGCCCCUUAAAAAGCCACCCACUGAGAGAGCUGAAGAAAGGCAAAGGAGGUAAAAGAAGCUUGAGCAAUCGUUUGCAACGUCAUGGUCACCAGCCGACACGCUCAGCGAAGAAACCCUACAAGUGUGAUGACUGUGGGAAAAGCUUCACAUGGAAUUCAGAGCUGAAAAGACACAAGAGAGUCCACACAGGAGAGAGACCCUACACGUGCGGAGAGUGUGGAAACUGCUUUGGGCGGCAGUCAACCCUGAAGCUGCACCAGAGGAUCCACACUGGAGAGAAGCCAUACCAGUGCGGCCAGUGUGGGAAAAGCUUUCGCCAGAGCUCAAAUCUUCACCAGCAUCACAGGCUCCACCAUGGGGACUGAAAGGAGUGCUCCAUGCUUUACAUUCACCAGGAAGGUAUCUAUGUUUCUCCUUCCCCUUAGUUGCAUGUAAAUCACAAAGACUGUCUGUGUGACUUACAAGGAAAGCAAGAGGCCCUUGAGGAAUGAAGGUGCACAUUCAGCUGGUAAGGAGCCCCAGAAGAGGCUGGCCAGGGCCUGACCAUGCACAGCAACAAGGUGAAGAGGUGGCAGGUCUGGGCAUUGGGUCAAAGAACUGCAGUCUCCGCAGAGAGCGGGGAGACCACCGAGGGAGAAUCGGGAUGAUCCUGCAGGUGGCCACUUAUUGUUAAAUUGUCCCGUGGUUGCUUUAUUUAUCCUCUAAAAUAUGCUAAAGGGUAAAUUAUAUAGAUAUAGUUAUGCAUUUGCUGUCAUACCAGACAAUUUUUAUCAUGCACACACUUCUUUAAUAAAGAUGAGUGACCACUAGAAUUUCAA
Molecule: messenger RNA, 2512 nt
Organism: Propithecus coquereli (Coquerel's sifaka)
Lineage: Eukaryota; Metazoa; Chordata; Mammalia; Primates; Indriidae
Gene: ZNF174
Product: zinc finger protein 174
Exons: 3
Coding region: 833-2059 (408 amino acids)
Source: RefSeq, a predicted model, not a curated record